AUGGCGGAUAAACAGAAGUUUGGCUAUGAACAAACUCUAUUAUAUGGACGAUAUUCUAGAGAGUUGGGUUCAUUUGCCAAGUUCCAGGCUAAGAGAUUAAAGAAAGAAGCCAAACAACAAAUAGAUAAUAAACCACCCACUGGAAUAUGGAAAUUUUUAGCUGGAUGUGCCAGAGUGAGGGACUUUGUGUUCUCCAAGGUUGGAGAAGACUGGAUAUUUCUGGCUAUAUUAGGCGUAUUGAUGGCUUUACUUAGUUUUACUAUGGAUUUUAUAAUAGAGAAAUGCCAGGAAGCUAAGUUUUGGUUGUAUCAAGAAUUAUCAUUUUCUGUGACACUCCAGUAUUUUGCCUGGAUGUCCUACUCUAUACUGUUUAUAUUAUUUGCUACUGGCUUUACACAUCUAGUUUCACCACAAGCUAUAGGGUCUGGUAUACCAGAAAUGAAGACUAUAUUACGUGGUGUGAUUUUAAAAGAAUAUUUAACAUUCCGAACCCUGGUGGCUAAAAUUGUCGGAUUAUGUGCAUCAUUGGGAAGUACAUUACCUUUGGGGAAAGAGGGUCCAUUUGUACAUAUAGCUAGUAUUGUAGCAACUUUACUAAGUAAACUAGUAACUUCAUUCCGUGGUAUAUAUGAGAAUGAAUCAAGGCGGUGUGAGAUGCUGGCCGCAGCCUGUGCUGUUGGGGUGGCAGGAACAUUUGCUGCACCAAUUGGUGGUGUACUAUUCAGUAUUGAAGUAACUGCCACUUAUUUUGCUGUGAGAAAUUAUUGGAGAGGAUUUUUCUCUGCUGUUUGUGGAGCCUUAGUGUUCAGAUUACUGGCUUUAUGGUUUAAAGAUGAAGAAACCAUUACAGCUUUAUUUAAAACAAGUUUACGUUCAGAAUUUCCCUUUGAUGCCUUAGAAUUAAUUGCUUUUGCUGCUAUUGGUAUAGCGUGUGGGUUUGGUGGAGCACUGUUUAUAGUAACACAUAGAAAAGUUGUUUUAUUUACUCGAAAAAGAAAAAGAUUAUCUUCAUUUUUACAAAAAAAUCGUUUUAUAUAUCCUGGUUUUAUAGCCUUGUUAAUAUCAACUUUAACAUUCCCGCCUGGUCUCGGACAAUUCUUUGCUGGUCAGCUUACAGGACGACAAGCUGUGAAUGAGUUAUUCAGUAAUAUAACAUGGACUACAGGACAAGCUGAUGAUCUUGAUGAUGAAGCUAUCUUAAGUCACUGGCAUCAUCCACUUACCAACAUGUACGUGACACUGGUCUUCUUUAUUAUAAUGACUUUUAUAAAUGGAGUAUUAGCCAACACUCUACCAAUUCCAGCUGGUAUCUUUGUACCUGUUUUUACUGUGGGUGCAGCAUUCGGUAGAUUAGUAGGUGAAAGUAUGGCUGCCUGGUUUCCUGCUGGUAUAAGAUCAGGAGAUAUUGUGAGAAAAAUAGUACCUGGUGGCUACGCUGUAGUAGGAGCAGCCUCAUUAUCUGGCAGUGUUACUAGAACUAUAUCAACAUCUGUUAUAGUGUUUGAACUUACUGGACAAAUAAAUCAUGUCCUACCAGCUGUGAUAUCAGUACUAAUAGCCAAUGCUGUAGCUAAUAAACUACAACCAUCAUUUUAUGAUUCCAUUAUUCAAUUGAAAAAACUUCCAUAUUUACCAGAUAUUGUCUCAACUAAGGCAGACACAUGGAAUGUGUUUGUAGAAGAUUUUAUGGUGAAAGAUGUUCAUUUUAUUAGUUUUAAUUUUUCCUAUGGUGAACUACACGAUUUAUUGAUGGCCACAUAUUUUAAAGCUUAUCCCUUGGUGGAUUCUGCAGAAUCCAUGAUUUUAUUAGGUUCAGUACAACGCUAUGAGUUAGAGAGAAUUUUAUGGUUACAUUUAAGCCAUGAUAGAAAAAUAAUACCUAUGGAAAUGAGUGAUGAUGAUUCACCCCCACCCCCAUCAGGUCGUUCCUCGCCCCUAGAGUUCAGUCCCCCUGUCACUAUUAUUGAAGAGGAUGUGACCGAUACGUCAGCAGGAGUUCGUCCCAGAUUUAUGGUCACCAAAGUUGACGAGGAAAACAACGAUGAAGUAGAUUCAAAACCAGAGAAGAAAGAAAAUAAAAUGCAAUUUUUACAAGUGCCUUCUGCAAAUUUUGUAAAUGAAACCCAAUCAGAUACAUAUAAUACAAUUCAUGGUCCAGUUAGAUCUAUAUUGAAAAAAUCAUCUUCAGAUGAUAAUAUGUUAAAACGUAGAGCCAGUACUGGAGAUUUAAAAGCUGCAAUGGAUUUAGAUGUAUAUUAUAGAAAAUUAUCAAAAACUCGUAAGGAGAGUAUACUAGAAGAUAAACCAUUCAUUAUCAAAAAAGGCAGUUUAGCAAGUUUAUGUAAAAAAGUUAGAUUGCCACAAGAACCAACACGAGUCAAACAUUUAACAAAAGAUGAGCAAGAUAGAUGGGAAUUUGAUCAACUGUUAGUUCCUAUACAAUGGGAAGGUGUUCAGAUUGAUCCAGCACCAUUCCAGUUAGUAGAAAGAACCUCAUUACAUAAGGUUCAUUCACUGUUUUCUCUACUGGGAUUAAAUCAUACGUAUGUUACCAAUACUGGUAGAUUGAUGGGAGUAGUGGGGGUGAAAGAGCUUCGAGCUGCAGUUCAAGGUCAUCUGGAAGACCAAGGAAAGAGUAAACAAACAACAACAGAAGAAGAACUUGAUUCUGAUGAGGAUAUUGGUGACCCAGCUGAGCUAGAGGUCGUUCAGCCUCGUCCAAGAGAUGAUUUUACUCUCGUAGAUACCACGAAACAUCCUGAUCCUGAAAGUGCUGCAUGA
Messenger RNA from Lottia gigantea (owl limpet), 2781 nucleotides. RefSeq lists its product as hypothetical. Gene Ontology annotation, molecular function: voltage-gated chloride channel activity. The record is from RefSeq and is a predicted model, not a curated record. Lineage: Eukaryota; Metazoa; Mollusca; Gastropoda; Lottiidae. Gene Ontology annotation, biological process: transmembrane transport; chloride transport. The transcript is spliced from 25 exons. Gene Ontology annotation, cellular component: membrane. The coding region runs from base 1 to 2781 and encodes 926 amino acids.